AUGGAGGUGGGUUUCUCUCGAUUUUCAUCACCAGAGGCAACAUCUACCCCUUAUUAUACUAGAUUCCGGGACUUAGAUUAUAACAAGUUGGUGAUUGGUACGAUGAAUGGGAAGUGGGAUGAAGAAUACUCACAUAUCCAAAAAGACAAAGGGGAAAUUGGUUUCAUCGAUUAUGAAGAUAAUGCAUCUGUGUGUACAUACAACCCAGAAGAAGAGGGUCCAGUAGUUAUAUCCGUUCCAUUCCCUCUUCAAAAUGGAAAUCCUCGAUCUAUAUUGGUGGGAGAAACUUCUAGUGAUCCAAUCACCAUUAAGAACACCACUGGCAAUCCGGUGGAACUAUGGAAAGUUGACAUUUAUGAUUCAAACCCCAAGGAAUCAUUCACUGUUUCUCUCAUGGAACCUCCAUCGACUAAUACGGAUUUGGAGGAAGAUAGUGGAUUUGUGGAGUCCUUUUGCUUGGAAGAUAGGGUUUUGCAGCCUGGCCAAACUUUAACUGUUUGGUUAUCUUGCAAGCCUAAAGGAAUUGGGUUGCACCAAACGGCGGUGCACUUUGACUUAGAGGAUGCGCGGAUUGAACGUGUUGUUCUCCUUUUUGUGGAAGAUAAGAUCUCCAAAUCCUUGGCAUCAAACAUGCCCUAUUGGAGAGAUAGGAGAAAGAAACCGUUGGUUAAAAAUGUAUCCGCAGCGAAUGCAUUUGUUCCUGGUGAGCGCCCCUCUACGAGGCGUUUGAACAGUGGUUCCAAAUUUUCUCUUGCGGAAUAUCCAAUCCCACAGCCGGUAAGAGAAUCGGUGGAGAAUAAGAUGGUUCCGGAUGGUAUCACAGGUGGUGUAACAAGGAAGAAUUAUUGCAUUUACUUAACUACUCUGAUGAAUUUGGAAGAAAUACAAGUGGAGGAAAAUAUGGGGGGCUACGACAUGGAACGCAUUUGUUUAAGGAAGAAGGGGAAAUUUUUGACCCUUGAGGUACCAGGCUUAGCUGAGAGAAGGCCUUCACUUGUUAAGGGAGAUUACAUCUUUGCUAAACUUUCCACUGAAGAUGCAAAUUACGCAACUCGUACCUAUCAGGGUUAUAUCCACCGUGUUGAGGCUGAAGAAGUAUAUUUGAAGUUUGAUCAUGAUGAAGAAUUCCACUCUCUUCAUAAUUCUUGCAACCUCUAUAAUGUGCAGUUCACGUAUAAUCGGCUAAUCAUGAGGAAACUAUAUCAGGCCAUUGAAGCAGCUGAACGUCUAGAUAAAGAGCUUCUCUUCCCAUCUGAGUCAACUAGAAAGAGGCAGAUUAGAUGCACUCGACUGUCACCUCUCUCUUUGAUUCUUAACAAGGAGCAGAAGCGCUCGAUUGAGAUGAUUCUUGGGUGCAAAGGGGGCCCGCCUUAUGUGAUCUACGGCCCCCCUGGUACGGGAAAGACUGUUACACUAGUAGAAACAAUACUUCAGCUCUAUGCAAAUCGGAAGGAUGCACGACUUCUUGUAUGUGCUCCUUCUAAUAGUGCGGCAGACCAUUUACUGGAGAAACUAGUUUCUGAAAAGAAGGUUUCAUUUAGAAAGAAUGAUAUACUCAGACUCAAUGCCAUUACUCGACCAUUGGAAGAGUAUCAGUCUGACGCUGACCUUCAGUUUUGUUUCUUAGAAAACUCGAGCUUCAGCUGUCCUCCGCUCAAUAAGCUAAUGCACUGCAGAAUCAUCAUAUCGACCUAUAUGAGUGCGUCUCUACUUUACGCGGAAGGAAUCAGGCGGAAUCACUUCUCUCAUAUUUUCUUAGAUGAGGCUGGCCAGGCUUCAGAGCCGGAAACUCUGAUUCCUCUGUCCCACCUUUGCCGAAGGGAGACAGUGGUAGUUCUCGCGGGUGAUCCAAUGCAACUAGGUCCAGUGAUUCACUCUAGAUGUGCUGAAAGCUAUGGGUUGGGAAAAUCAUACCUUGCUAGGCUGUUUGAGUGUGAGUUUUACAACAUGGGAAAUGAGAAUUAUGUCACGAAGCUGGUUCGGAAUUACAGGUGUCACCCAGAGAUUCUUCAUCUCCCUUCGGAAUUGUUUUAUAAUGGGGAACUAAUCGCAUCCAAAGAAGAUACUGGUGAGUCUGUGGCUUGGGUUGACCUUCUUCCUAACAGGGAUUUUCCUGUUCUUUUUGUUGGCAUCCAAGGCCGUGACGAGCGGGAAGGAAGUAAUCCGUCGUGGUUUAACAGAUACGAAAUAAGUAUGGUCGUUGAGUAUAUUAAGAAACUAACAGAAGAAAAGAAGUUGAAUGGGGAGGAUAUUGGUGUCAUAGCACCUUAUCGGCAACAAGUCCUUAAGUUGAAAAACACCCUCGACAGUUUGGGUUUCUCUGGCAUCAAGGUUGGUAGUGUAGAGCAAUUCCAAGGACAAGAAAGGGAGGUUAUCAUCAUAUCUACUGUUCGAUCAACGGUCAAACACAAUGAGUUUGACAAAAUUCACUGCUUGGGAUUUUUGAGCAAUCCCAAAAGGUUCAAUGUUGCCAUUACCCGCGCCAGGUCCUUGCUGAUUGUCAUUGGGAACCCUCACAUCAUUGGCAAGGAUCCACACUGGAAUUUGCUCUUAUGGCGUUGUGUGGACAAUGGCUCCCAUCAGGGUUGUCCUCUCCCUGAAAAGCAAAAUUCUCUCCAGGAUUAUCCCACAGAAGAGAGUUAUUCAGGGUAUGAAGACGAGUACCCCCAGCUCACCGAGGAGUUCAAAGAGUGCAAUUUGGGAAACGAAGAGGAGUACCCUCUGGUCCCUGAUGAAGUAGAACCGGAUGUGGCGAAACCUUGUUUUGAUGAAUCCGAGUGGUCAGAUGGUUGGAAGUAAAAUUUUUAAGAUCUUUUUCAUAUGAGACACAAAAGGAUGAAGAAGAACAUAUCUUCUUCUACCUCUUGUUUUGUGAAAGCAAUUGCUCUGGAGUGCAAGUUUGUCAGUUUGAGAAAAGAACUUGAUGAUGUUUUCUUUUGCUUCUGGGAGCCAUAGUGAUAAAGUUUUAAGUUGUGGAAGAUAUUUAUCUAUGCUUUCUCCAUUAGGGUCUGCAUACACGUUUUUUUGUUUAACCAGAGGAACACAAGCACGCUUAGAAAGUACAUAACGGGGAAGAAGGAAUGGUUUCUGUAUCCCAACUAUUAUUUCUCUAUUGAACUGUUGAUACUCAGAAAAA
Molecule: messenger RNA, 3136 nt
Organism: Rhododendron vialii
Lineage: Eukaryota; Viridiplantae; Streptophyta; Magnoliopsida; Ericales; Ericaceae
Product: probable RNA helicase SDE3
Exons: 6
Coding region: 1-2799 (932 amino acids)
Molecular function (GO): RNA binding; 5'-3' RNA helicase activity
Source: RefSeq, a predicted model, not a curated record